Molecule: messenger RNA, 1310 nt
Organism: Acaromyces ingoldii
Lineage: Eukaryota; Fungi; Basidiomycota; Exobasidiomycetes; Exobasidiales; Cryptobasidiaceae
Product: putative vacuolar atp synthase subunit D
Exons: 2
Coding region: 252-1310 (352 amino acids)
Biological process (GO): proton transmembrane transport; vacuolar transport; vacuolar acidification
Cellular component (GO): proton-transporting V-type ATPase, V0 domain; vacuolar proton-transporting V-type ATPase complex; fungal-type vacuole membrane
Molecular function (GO): proton-transporting ATPase activity, rotational mechanism
Source: RefSeq, a predicted model, not a curated record
UCCAUCAUCUCUUCCUGCAGUCGUUUGCGCCCCAUUGCUUUCCUCACCCAUCUCUCCUUGCGCGGCGCACGACCUUGUCGAGGGGGUGUGCGAAGUCUUGGCUUCUCCUAAUCCAAGCCUUCCAAAAAGAUGGCCUGAGCAGUUGAAAUUUCUCCACGUGGCCUCAUACAAUCGAGGCUCAGGAGGCCACCUCGACUUCAAGACUGGCUUCCCCUCGUCUUGUCGCUCGCCUGCUUGAAUCCUCGCCCAAGAUGGAGAUGAUCAGCUUUAACAUGGCGCACGGCUUUGCCGAGGGCGUCGUUCGAGGCUACAGGGCGUCGCUGCUAACCAGUCACCAAUACGCGAGCCUGACGCAGUGCGAGACGCUCGACGACCUGCGCAUGCAGCUCAGCGCGACCGACUAUGGCAACUUUCUCGCAAACGAGCAGCCUCCGCUGAGCACGGCCGUCAUUGCCGAGCGAGCCACGGGCAAGAUGGUGGCCGAGUUCGACUACCUCCGGUCGAACGCGACAGGCGACCUCGCCAAGUUUCUCGACUACCUCACGUAUUCGUACAUGAUCGACAAUGUCAUCCUCUUGAUCACCGGCACCCUGCAUGAGAGAGAUACCCACGAACUGCUCCAGCGCUGCCACCCCCUGGGCGUAUUCGACACGAUGCCUGCUCUGUGCGUCGCCACGACGGUGGAAGAGCUGUUCCACUCUGUCCUCGUCGAGACUCCGCUGGCGCCUUACUUCCGCGAAUGCCUCUCUGCGUCGGACCUCGACGAUCUCAACAUUGAAAUCAUCCGAAACACGCUGUACAAGGCCUAUCUGGAAGACUUUGCCGCCUUCUGCCAGUCGCUUGGCGGGUCGACGGCUGAGAGCAUGACGAAGCUCCUCUCGUUCGAGGCCGAUCGGCGCGUGCUCAACAUUACCCUCAACUCCUUUGGUACCUCGCUGUCAAAGGAGGAGCGUGCCCGCCUGUUCCCCACCAUCGGCAGGCUCUUCCCGGCUGGCAACAAUAUCCUGGCCAAGGCAGACGAUGUGGACCAGGUCAGGGCCGUGUGCGAGUCGGUGCCAGAGUACCGAGGCUUCUUUGCAGGCGACGGCGGCAGUGGAGGGGACGGUGACGGGGCGGCAGAGGGGCUAGAGGACAAGAUGUUCAAGGAAGAGACAAGGCUGAACCGGGUGGAGACAAUCACGCAGUUCCAGUUUGGCAUCUUCUACUCGUGGCUCAAGCUCAAGGAGCAGGAGAUCAGGUCCAUCACCUGGAUCGCAGAGUGCAUCGCUCAAGGUGUUCGAGACCGGAUCAGUGACUUUGUCAACGUGUGA